Molecule: messenger RNA, 1578 nt
Organism: Neoarthrinium moseri
Lineage: Eukaryota; Fungi; Ascomycota; Sordariomycetes; Amphisphaeriales; Apiosporaceae
Exons: 5
Coding region: 1-1578 (525 amino acids)
Cellular component (GO): Cul4-RING E3 ubiquitin ligase complex
Molecular function (GO): protein binding
Source: RefSeq, a predicted model, not a curated record
AUGGCGGACACUGGGAGCAAUGAGAACUUCGAGGCGAGGAUGCCACCAUCUCAGGCUACCUGCUCAGCACAGCACGCUAAGAUGGAACAACUGGGCUAUUACUUUGACCCGGAGAAGAAACGCUACUUCAAGAUUGAGAAAGGCAAGAAUGCUCCAGGCUCUGUGUGGACUCUUGAUAAGGUCAAGAAGCGCAAACUCGAAGACGAACAGGCGGCGUCUGCGUUGCGACGCCUGAACCUGAAUAAGGGGCGGAUCAAGCGUGCGCGUGCGCUGAACGAUACCAUCGCCGGCGGCUUCUUUGCCCGUGAAUAUGGCAUCAAGAACGAUGACCUCCCCGUGGCUGGUUAUGCUAGCGGGUUGGUCGAUAAGGGGUCAAUAUCUCUCGUGAAUGAGCUUGGCCCCACUGACUGCCAUCACAUCAACGCCAUGUGUAUCUCACCUGGCGAUGAAUGGUCGGGUCUUGGUGUUGGAUUUGUUUCCCUGAACUGGUCUCAAUUGCUCUCUACUUAUAUACCACGAGACAAAAAUGGCAGAAUUCAACGGUCACUUCUCGCAAACUAUCGGACACCGUUCCAUCAGAUGGGGCCUUGGGUAGAAUUUGGCUGUCGUCAGAUAUCGGACAUGAAAUUCGACCAUCGUCGUAAUGCCAUCCUCCUGACACAGCGUGAACCCUCACGCAAUGCGGCAGUGGUCAUGCAUCGAAUUCAGGAGGCAGAUACCUACGGCGAUACCAAAAUGCCACGCCUACAACUCGGAGUUCGUUCGAAGACUUCCAGAGCAAUGGCUCCCAUGUUUGUAGAGGACCUAAGCCGUGCGGGGGAGUACCAGUCCAACUGCCUUGCUGUCGGGCCUGACUGGGCGAGCAACAUCCUCUGCGCCGUAGGCACCAACAGAGGUAUUAUGCAGCACAAGGGGAACAGACUCGAGUGGCUUGCACCACACAUCAAUUCCAGCAAGAAGAGCCGAAAAGAUAAUGCGUUUCGCGACAUCUUUUCUGUAGCUUAUCUGAAGAGCCAUGAUCAAGUUAUCUUGGCCGGAGGCCGUCCCGGUCGCUGCUUUCUUGCAGAUACACGCGCCAUCGACAAAACAUGGCUGUCUUUCCAACAUGCAAGCACCAUCACACACAUAAAGCCACUCGAUGACAAGUAUGUCCUCGUGAGUGGUGUGCGCGACAAGAUGUGUAUCUACGAUAUACGCUCGGUCAAGAAAGGCACCUUCCCUCGGCCCAAGCCCGAAUCUCCGAGAUUCGUUGACUGGUCAGAACAUGCGAGAGCCGUCGUUUCUUUCCCGGAGUACAAGAACAAGGCUCAUAUAGAUCAUGGCCUUGACGUCGAUGUAGAUAUGGGUCUUGUUGCAGCUGCUCAUGACAAUGGAGACGUCGCACUGUUUUCGACCAAGACGGGACACCGCCUGAAGAGUCCGGGUGUGGGCGAUUUUUCUCGCCAGGCGGGCGAGCAUAUCAAGGCCUUGCAAUUUCAGAGACUUCCCGGAGACACGACGCCUUCCUUGUUCGCCGGAGUCGGGGAGAAAAUCCACAUGCGUUCUUUCGGCGCCGGCUCACUCAAGGAGGAGGCAUAG